AAUCUCUUCAUUUCCCAAGCUUCGCCCCAUACAGUUAACGAAUCGGCAAUGGCGUCCGAACUACUGGAAUUGGGCUAUUCAAGGUCUUGCUAUGUUCUGAAUGGUUGAUUGGAUUCCAAACUUAUUAUUUUGCCAAUCUGCCAAUAACGUUAAAUCCCAAAAGUCUUGAUGUGGGAAAUACCGGGGUAAAACGACCUCCUCGAGCUACUAGCAAAUGCCCACAAACGUGCGAGUGGGCACUUGGGAACCGGGAAUCGGGAAAAGAGGAUCAGUGUAGGUCAUGAUCAUCUAUACUUGACCUGGUGUCCAGACUUUGCGCAGCUCAAUCCACAUGUCGAAUCAAUUUCGAUAUCCAUCUACACCGAAAAUAAUUCAACAAUAGAACAAAUCAUCACUACUUGUCCUCCGACACACUCACAGCGAUUAUAACGUAGGACCAUUUGCGCCAUAUACGAUCUCGAAAGCUGGUUGGCACGCACGAAAAGUAAUCCCAUCGAAAAACGAAAAUUCGACAUUGACGAAUACGAAUCAGCGACUUGAAUUGAAGGCAGAGAUUGGAUCGCAGGAGGGGGGGAUACAUCACAAAUCGUGUUUGCUCGCCUCAUUGGGAAUACAAUUGCGCGCAACUCUCACCGAUCGGAAUAGUUGUACUUCAAUAUUAUUUUGGUACAUCAGAGGAUGGAAAUACGGAAAUUGUUACAUUCGACUUAAGAGUGGAAAAUGACUUAGGAAUCGAACUCGAGACGAACAAAUUUGAGACGAAAUAUAUAAACAUACAAUGUCAACAUCAAUAAAGCCUUUACAAUCGCGCAGUGAGCUGGUUUUUUGGGUCACUACCAUUACCUUUAUUAUUACGAGCAUAUUUGUUGUAGCGAGACUGGUUUCUAGAUUCGGAAUUUUGAGAAAGAGAACUGCGGAUGACUGGUUUAUCAUACUCUCUUGGAUCUUUGCAUUUGGCCUAACUUUUUCAAUUGAUUAUGCAACAAAUAAAGGCUUGGGAAAGCCCGAUCCUGAUAUUAAGGAAGAAUGGCGCCCUCACCUAAAAAAGGCCGAAUAUGCAUUUACAGUACUUUAUAAUCCAUGUUUGAUGGCGACAAAGACCUCAAUUCUCAUUUUCUACUUACGUUUAAGCCGAAAUACUCAAAAGCUCCUGAGGUGGGCUUCAUAUAUCACCCUACUCGUUACCGUUUUAGACGGUAUCGUCCUUACUUUUGUCAACGCAUUUCAGUGUAGCCCUGUUUCUGGUGCGUGGAGGACAGAUACGGAUGCGAAAUGUCUAUCGAUUAUCACCAUCUAUCUCGCAUCAGCUCCUGUGAAUAUCAUUACGGAUUUAGCCAUAUUGGUUCUGCCGAUUCCUGUUCUCACCGGAAUGAACCUUCCCCAAAGGCAAAAGGCGAUCUUGGUUUUCACUUUCUCCUUGGGAAUUUUUGUCACAAUUGUCGACGUUGUCAGAAUCUAUUAUCUACAACAAGCCUCGAAUGACUUUCAAACAUCCGUUUUGGCUCACUCGCAGCUCGGCGAAGGAGACGAUUUUGCCUACAAUGCCUCGCUUGCAUUUAUGUGGUCGGCUGUUGAGGUCAAUGUCGGGAUCGUAUGUGCUUGCAUUCCUACCUUGAAGCCACUUAUGAAAGUAAUACUACCGGCGAUGCUUGCGGACCGAGUAUCUGGAAGAACAGGAUCGCACACCCGCACAGCAGAUAACCUUGAGUCUGCGAGUCCACCGAUUGGUAGCCAAGGCCAAUUAGCCACGGUCGAUAAUCAUUUACCACCGAGAAACACCGCAUUGACAGACAGUCCUCUAUCACCAUUGUCAGAUAUCCACCCUGGAGGUUAUCGAGAAGACAUGGAGCAGCAAGAACUUAAUAUGGCAGAAUUCUUAACGGCUCCUUCAGCUAUUGCCUUGGAAACCUUACGACGAAAUUCUACAGCGCGUACAGCCAAUACCACUUACUUUGGAUUUGUCAAUAUGAGGGUACCAAAAUCAAUGAUGAAGACUCGUGGAAGAGAAGCUUUUAAAUAUUGCAUCAUGGUCACCAUUCUAUUUUUCCUUUGGGGUUUCUCGUACGGAUUACUCAAUAGAUUAAAUCGCGAAAUAGCAACACUAGCCAACUACUCCGAUGGCCAAACCAUAGGACUAUCUGCCGCUUAUUUUGGAGGUUAUGUCAUUGGAGCCCUAUCAAUAGGACAAUGGGUCUUGAGACAUAGUGGUUUCAAAGCCACAUUCAUUGCGGGACUUUGUAUCUACGGGACUGGUACAUUAAUGUUUUGGCCCUCCGCAGUUUUAACGUCAUACACGGGAUUCAUACUGUCCAGUAUUGUUGUUGGAUUUGGUUUAUCGAUUCUAGAGACCGCUGCAAAUCCAUUCCUGGCUCUAUGUGGACCAAUGCAAUAUGCUGAAUUUAGAUUGAUGCUUGCGCAAAGUAUACAAGCCGUCGCAUCACUUGUGAGUCAAACUUUGGCCGAGAAAGUUUUUUUCAACGGAGUACAAAUUGAGGGUACAAAACACUUGACUUUAAUCGAUGUUCAAUGGGCCUACCUCGCGAUUGCUCUCUUUACCGUCAUCCUCGCUCUGUUCUUCUAUUAUAUGCCUCUACCCGAAGCUAGUGAUGCCGACCUUCAAGCACAAGCGGAACUUUUCGAAAUAUAUCCAUCAAGAAAGUUACCUUGGACAGGCACAUCAAUUAUUUAUACGACUCUCGUCAUCGGUGUUAUUGCUCAACUCUGUUACGUUGCAGCACAGGAGUGUAUUUCAGAAUUCUUCAAACCAUUAUUAAUUUCAUUUGUUCCUAGAACGGGUAGUUUCAAAUCGUUCUUCACACUAAAUAACGAAGAAGAUUACCUACUUUUAGGUCAUGGACUCUUUGCCAUCGGUCGAUUCGUUUUUGCACCUCUCUGUUUAGUGGUCCCACCACGAAUUCUAUUGCUUAUUGCUUUAGUUUGCCUUACCAUAUUUUCAGCUUUUAUCUUCGCCAUCAACAAUAUAUCACAAUCUUUUCUUGCUGCAUCCUCUCUUUUAGUUUUUUUCUUUGAAGGUCCGAUUUUCCCACUGGUGUUUUCUUUGACCAUUCGCGGUAUGGGGAAACAUACAAAGUGGGCAUCAGCGUGUGUAGUAGCAUCAGCAACUGGAGGAAGUGUCUUUGUUUUUGUUCUUUUUGGUGUGCGGACAAUCCAUACUAUACAAUAUUCUUUUGUAAUUCCUUUUGUAUUAUUUUUAUUGGCACUUUUAUAUCCGGUGUAUUUGAAUUUUGGUGGUGAAGGUGUGAGGCAUCAAGUUGACUCGAAACCUGUGGUUAUGGGUGGAGUUUGGUCGAGCGGUGAAGAAAGUAGAGAAGCUGGACAGGAGUCAAGAGGCAAUGAAGAUGAUAGACCGGAUACGCCUCUUCGGAGGUUAAGUCGUAGAGUAUCUGUUUUAGUGCAGAAGAUGAGUCUUACCGGGAGAAAGUGUAGCACAGAAUUGCCCAUGGUAGAGCAUAGGGAAACGAGAGGGAGAAAGAACAGCAGUGAAUGAUUGGCUUGGGAAGUACAGGGUGAAUUUGGGCUUGGGGGAGGGUUUUUUCUUCUUCAAUCUGAAAUUAGCGGGCGUUCAGGAUAUCCGAGAGGAUCUAGUCCUAGGUAUCCAGCUUUCUGGGUAUGGGAGUCAAUGAAUGGAAAAUUUGGGCACGGCAGGAUCAAAAUACCCUCGAUUAUAAUCGGGAUAGCGCAGGCUAGGGGACUUACAAUCCAUACGUUACAGACAGCGUUUUGGGUCAAGAGAUAUUCCUUCUUAUUUGGGGUUAUUUCCCAUCACAGGAGUUACGAAUUCAUCCAUGUAUCAAUAGUUAUAUGUAUUAUUAUUAAUGAAAGACGAAUACCAUCUUAUGAUUGAUUGAU
Messenger RNA from Botrytis sinoallii, 3870 nucleotides. RefSeq lists its product as uncharacterized. The transcript has 3 exons. Bases 779 to 3508 code for a protein of 909 amino acids. The record is from RefSeq and is a predicted model, not a curated record. NCBI's taxonomy places the organism in Eukaryota, Fungi, Ascomycota, Leotiomycetes, Helotiales, Sclerotiniaceae. Gene Ontology annotation, molecular function: transmembrane transporter activity. Gene Ontology annotation, biological process: transmembrane transport.